AUUGUUAAACAUGUUAGAUAAAAUGUGUCAGUAGAUGGCAGUUCAACUAAAAAUAGGUAAUUAAAAAAGAAAAGAAAAAGUUCAAAUGCUCGUUGAGGGUAAUUUUUGCAAGUUUUAACAAGAUCAAAAGUUAUGAACGUUUUUGUCAGUCGAGGGAGGUUGAACUAUUCUUUAUACAUAAUUUGAAAAUAAUAUAAAAAGUAAAAGGACUGGUUGAAAGUGUUUUGAAAAAAAGUUGUUUGAAAAAAAACUAGUAUUCGUCGGUUGACCUCAGUUUAAAAUAAAAAGUAAACAAUGUGAACAUCAAGAAUGGAAACUUGAAAGUUUAUUUGAGGAUAGUCGAAAAAUAAAUCGAUCAAUCAAAAAAUAAAGAGUUAAAACUUGAUGGGUGACCACUUUUGUUAAAAGGAGAGCAAACAAAAAGUGAAUUUUUGCAGUUUAUUUUGAGUCCCAUAACGUCAUCGUGUCUACGUCGAGCGAUGACGUCACAGCACGCCUCCAAUCACAACGCACGUCAAUGCAGCACCUGCGUGGCGAGGUUGUACUGUCUCUUUAAGCGGUGCGCGUGCACGUCAACAAAGUCAACCCGGUGCCAUCCAUGAAAGAAACUCGGCAACCGGAUGGUCUUGCACACUCACCUCAAAUCAGGUCAACUCUUCUCUUACAAAGAAAAGAAUAGUUGGUAGAAGAAAUCGCAACGGCCGCCGUUGCGGAAGUACCUGCCAAGAUGCACCUGUCGUGAGCGGCGGCCGUUUCCGGGUUGGACGCGUACGCGCGUGUGGACUUUGGCGGUCCUCGGGAAGUAAAAAGAAACAUGUCCGUCAACGAGCUCUACACGACGUACACGCGGGUAUGGAUCCCGCACGAGGAGAACAUAUGGCAGGCGGCGGAGAUCACCCGAGACUUCAAGCAAGGAGAGUCCGUGCUGCACCUCAGCCUGGAGGAUGGCACACCGCUGGAAUACCCGGUGGGCCCCUCGAGCAACGCCAUGCCCUUCCUGCGUAACCCCGACAUCCUGGUGGGUGAGAACGACCUGACGGCGCUGAGUUACCUUCACGAGCCCGCCGUGCUGCACAACCUCAGAGUGCGCUUCCUGGAGUCCAAUCACAUCUACACCUACUGCGGUAUCGUCCUUGUGGCCAUCAACCCGUACGAGGAGUUGCAGAUCUACGGCGAGGAGGUGAUCAACGCCUACAGCGGUCGGAACAUGGGCGACAUGGACCCGCACAUCUUCGCCGUGGCCGAGGAAGCAUACAAACAGAUGGCCAGGGACGAGAGGAACCAGUCCAUCAUCGUGAGUGGAGAAUCGGGAGCAGGCAAGACUGUUUCUGCUAAGUAUGCCAUGAGGUUCUUUGCCACCGUUGGAGGAGCUGCCAACGACACCAAUGUCGAGGAGAAAGUCCUCGCCUCCAAUCCCAUCAUGGAGGCCAUUGGGAACGCCAAGACCACGAGGAACGACAACAGCAGUCGCUUUGGGAAGUACAUCGAGAUCGGGUUCAACCGCAGCUACCACAUCAUCGGAGCCAACAUGCGAACGUACCUGCUUGAGAAGUCGCGGGUGGUCUUCCAGGCUGAAGAUGAGCGCAACUACCACAUCUUCUACCAGCUGUGCGCGUCCGCCUCUUUGCCGGAACUGCGAGACCUGAGCCUCACCAGCGCCGAAGACUUUGUGUACACGUCCAUGGGCGAAAACAUCUUCAUCGACGGCGUGAGUGACGCUGACGACUUGGACAGAACCAGGCAGGCCUUCAGACUACUGGGCAUCAAAGACGCCAGCCAGAACGCCAUCUUCAAGGUCCUGGCGGCCGUCCUGCAUCUGGGCAACAUCGAGAUCUACGCCGACAGGGACGGCGAGUCGUGCCAUGUCUCAAGUGACGACGUCCACCUGGCUCACUUCUGCAGGCUUCUGGGCCUGGAGCAUCCUCAAAUGGAGCACUGGCUGUGCCACAGGAAGUUGGUGACGGCGUCCGAGACCUACGUAAAAAACAUGUCGGCCAAGCAGGCAGGCAAUGCCCGCGACGCCCUGGCCAAGCACAUCUACGCCCGCAUGUUCGACUGGAUCGUGUCACACAUUAACCUGGCGCUGCACACGACCUCCAAGCAGCACUCCUUCAUCGGCGUCCUCGACAUCUACGGGUAUUGCCCCCAUCUCAGUUGCUCUCAUCAGGUCCCGGCUGAUAAUCGUGUCGCCCGCAGGUUUGAAACCUUUGAGAUCAACAGCUUUGAGCAGUUCUGCAUCAACUACGCCAACGAGAAGCUUCAGCAGCAGUUCAAUUCGCACGUCUUCAAAUUGGAGCAGGAGGAGUACAUGAAAGAGCAGAUCCCGUGGACCCUCAUCGAUUUCCACGACAACCAGCCGUGCAUCGACCUGAUCGAGGCGCGACUCGGCGUGCUCGACCUUCUGGACGAAGAGUGCAAAGUCCCCAAAGGAACAGAUCAGAACUGGGCUCAGAAGCUGUACAGGCAACAUGCCUCCAGCCCCCACUUUCAGAAACCUCGAAUGUCCAACUCUGCUUUCAUCAUCGUCCAUUUUGCUGAUAAGGUGGCGUACGAGUGUGCAGGCUUCCUGGAGAAGAACAGAGACACCGUGAAUGACGAGCAGAUCAACAUCCUCAAGGCCAGUAAGCUUCAGCUGGUGGCCGACCUGUUCAGCGGCGAGGACGGCGCCCCCAAAUCCGCCAGAGUCAACGUGCGGCCCGCAAAGUCCGCCCCCAAACCACCCAACAAAGAACACAGGAAGAGCGUCGGCCUGCAGUUCCGCAGCUCUCUGCAUCUUCUGAUGGAGACACUCAACGCCACCACGCCUCACUACGUACGCUGCAUCAAACCCAACGACGUCAAGGAGGCCUUCUCGUUUGACUCUGGUCGAGCAGUGCAGCAGCUGCGAGCGUGCGGCGUUCUGGAGACCAUCCGCAUCAGCGCCGCUGGAUACCCGUCCAGGUGGACAUACAACGACUUCUUCAGCCGGUAUCGCGUGUUGAUGCGCAAGUCGGACAUGUCGUGCCCAGACAAGAAGUUAGUGUGUCAGAAGCUGUUGGAGACGCUCAUCAAGGAAGGCGACAUGUUCCAGUUGGGAAAAAGCAAGAUCUUCUUCCGGGCGGGUCAGGUGGCCUAUUUGGAGAAGCUGCGCGCCGACAAGUUCCGCGCCGCCUGCAUCACCGUCCAGAAGACGGUGCGCGGAUGGCUGCAGAAGGUCCGCUACCAGAAGAUCCGCAAAUCUGUCAUUUUGCUGCAGAGAUACGGGCGAGGAUACUUGGCGCGCAGAUACGCGGAAUACUUGCGCCUGACACGCGCCGCCGUGGUGUGCCAGAAGAACUACCGCAUGGCCAGAGAGCGCCGCGCCUUCCUGAACGUGCGCUGGGCCACAGUCACCAUCCAGGCCUAUGCGCGGGGGAUGUUCACACGCAGGAUCUACCAGGAGUUCCUGCUGCACCACAAGGCGCUGAUCAUCCAGAAGUGCGUCCGCGGGUGGCUGCAGAGGCUCAAGUACCAGCGGAUGUGGCGGGCCGCCGUGGUGCUGCAGUGCGCCUACAGGCGCACUCUGGCGCUGCGCCAUUUCAAGACGCUCAAGACGGAGGCGCGCUCGACCAAAGGCCUGAAGAAGCUCAACACGGGCAUGGAGAACAAGAUUGUCCAGCUGCAGAGGAAGAUGGACGACCAGGGAAAGGAGUACCGCGAGCAGAACGAGCAGCUCCUGCGCGCCAACACCACCCUCGGCACAGAGCUCAGUCGCGUCCAGCAGGAGCUGCAGCACCUGCAGCAGGCGCGCAGCCAGCAGGGAAGCGCCACUCAGCUGACGGCGAUGCGGGCCGAGCUGGAGGCGCUCGGCGUGCAGCUGGACGAGGCCCAGGCCCAGAAGAGCCAGAUGGAGGAGCAGCACCGUUCCGAGAAGCUGGUGCUUACCCAGAGGGUGGCCGAACUGGAGAAAGAAAACGCACUGCUCAAGAGCCAAAAGGAAGAACUCAACCAGAAGAUCAAACAACAGUCCAGCCGCGCUCAAGAGGAUGUGGGAAGCGCCUUGCUGCGCGCCGAAAUGGACGCCGAGCGACGUCGCUACCAAAACCUCCUGAAAGAAUAUUCCAGACUGGAGCAGAGAUACGACAACUUGAAGGAAGAAGUUUCUCUCGGCAAGUUCCAGAUGGGCCACCACCGAACCUCAUCCAAUCAGAGCAGCCUGGAGUCGGACUCUAACUACACGUCCAUCUCCACCUCGGAGGCGGGAGACGCCGAUGACGCCCUGCAGCUGGUGGAGGAGAUGGGCGCCGACAAGGCGGCCAUGGACAUCAGCAUCUUCAUCAAGCUUCAGAAGCGCGUGCGCGACUUAGAACAAGAGAGGAAGCGGCUGCAGGCCAGCCUGGAUAAAAUCGACGAAGCAGCCAGGAACAAGAACUGCGAGGAGGAGACAGCCAAGCGUCUCAAGAGCGCAGCUGAUGCAGAGCAGGAGGCAGCAGACUUGGCCUACAAUAGCCUGAAGCGUCAGGAGCUCGAGUGGGAGAACCAGCAGCUAAAGAACGAUCUCAACGAGUUGCGUCGCAGCGUAGGCGAACGGGCGGCGGACACCGACGCCUCCAAACAGCUGCGCGAUGGCUACGACAUCCUGAUGAGUCAACUGAAGGCAGCCACUGAGGAGCUGGACGCGCGCAAGGAGGAAGUGGUCAUACUCAGGACGCAGAUCGUCAGCGCCGCGCAGCAACACGACCACAACAAACACGCACAGGAGAACGAGAGCGCGGAUGAAGUUGACAUGGGGACUCUACCUUCGGACAAAGACCAGGCUCUGAUGGUCUACCAGCAAGUGUGCCAGUCCAAAAAACUCCUCGAGUGCGAGCUUCAGUCUCAGGCACGCCAACACGGCGAGGAGGUGGAGGCGCUGCGGGCCGAAGUGGAGACGCUGAAGGAGGACGUGGAGAAGAAGCAGGAGGCACUCAACUACACGACGUCCUUGUCGCCGGAGGCCCUGCUGGAGUACAGCGUGCAGCUGGAGAUCACCAGGCUCACCAACGACAACCUGGACUUAAAGGAGCUGGUGGAGAAACUGGAGAAGAACGAGCGCAAGCUAAAGAAACAGCUGAGGAUCUACAUGAAGAAGGUCCAGGAGCUGGAAGUGAGUCACAGCAGCAGUCGCACCAGGUCCGACUUGGGUCGCCAUGUGACACUUCAACGCAAGGAGAAAGACUUUGAGGGCAUGCUGGAGUAUGAUCAGGAAGACGAAGUGAUGCUCAUCAAAACGCUCAUCACAGAUAUGCGUCCUGGCAUGUUGUCAGGCACAGUCCCGUGUCUUCCGGCGUACAUCCUCUUCAUGUGCGUCCGCCACGCUGAUUACGUCAACGACGACCGCAAGGUGGAGUCUCUGCUCACCGCCACUAUCAACGCCAUCAAGCGCGUCCUCAAGAGGAACGAAGACUUUGAGACGACUUCCUUCUGGCUGGCCAACACCAGCCGACUCCUGCACUGCCUCAAACAGUACAGCGGCGACGAGGCGUUCAUGGUUCAGAAUACGUCAAAGCAGAACGAGCACUGCCUGAAGAACUUCGACCUGGCCGAGUACCGACAAGUUCUCAGCGACCUUUCCAUUCAGAUCUACCAGCAGCUCAUACGCAUCGCCGAGGCCACCAUACAGCCCAUGAUUGUCUCUGCCAUGUUGGAGAGCGAGAGCAUCCCGAGCCUGGCGGGGGUCAAGCCCGCCGGCUAUCGGAACCGUUCAUCCAGCGUGGACAAGGACGGGAGCGCCGGCAAUGCAGCCGGCGGCUACACGCUACAGGCGCUCAUCCGCCAGCUGGGCCUCUUUGACGGUGUCAUGCGCGACCACGGCCUGGACCCCGAGAUCGCCGGCCAGGUGGUCCGCCAGCUCUUCCACUGCGUCAACGCCAUCACGCUCAACAACAUCCUGCUGCGCAAGGACGUCUGCUCCUGGAGCACCGGCAUGCAGCUCAGGUACAACACGAGCCAGAUGGAGGAGUGGCUGCGUGCUAACAAGUUGUACCAGACGGGGGCAGCGCAGGCACUCUGUCCCAUCAUUCAAGUUGCUCAGCUGCUGCAAGUCAAGAAGAAAACCUCGCAGGACGCCGACGCCAUCUGCUCACUGUGCACUGCCCUCAACUCCCAGCAGAUCGUCAAGAUCCUCAACUUGUAUACGCCGCUCAAUGAGUUUGAAGAGCGCGUCACCGUAUCCUUCAUCAGGAACAUACAGAAGCAACUCCAGGAGUGCGAAGCGGCUGGCGCGACUCAGGAGGGGGGCGUGGCCAAGGAAGCCCCCCAGCUGCUGGUGGACACCAAGCAGACGCUGCCGCUGCUCUUCCCAUACGCGCCGUCCUCGCUGGGCCUGGAGACACUCCACAUUCCCGCCUCGCUGGGACUCCACUUCCUGGUCAGGGUCUGACCUCACUUCCCCGCCAGCGGGAGCCAAAUAUUCCACUACCUCGCAGGAUGAAAGAGUAUACGAUUCAUGAUUUCUGCCCUCUGUCAACUUGCCCCCAGAGAUGGUGCACUAUUCAAUCAAUCAUUAAAUCCACUGCACUAUGUAAACGUCAAUCCUAAAGUAGAUCCUUUGGGCAUAUCCUAGUCAACCAUAUCACAAUUCCUAAUGCGCAAAUUUUAGUUGGAUCAUUUCAGCCAUCGAGUCAACUAGUCCAAUGGGCUGCAGUCCACUAUGUAGUCAGUCCACUGUAGAACAAUCCUGACUCGAGUGUAUUGGAUGAAUGGCGUCAGUUCAUUUGUAAGUCGGCCACCUCACCUGAAUGAAAAUGCGUUUGUAACGAUCGGGGAGUGGGCAACGAUGAACUCCGUUGGCAAUCAUUCCCGACUCCACAAUCACUACAUGGGGAUUUCUAGUGGACUUUUUUGGAACUCCAGGUCCACUCCUUAGAAGAAGAAAAAAAUCCCUGUGCCGGUGAGGAGUCGAAAUUUCAGAGCUUCCACGCAUUCUUCAUCAUAAGGAUGAAGAAAGCGUCGUUGUCGAUGGAGGCACUGACGCCGCAGUAGUAGUUGAUGAACUCUUCGUGUGUCACCUGCGUGAGGUCAAAAUGGCAGCAGCUCGUGA
Messenger RNA from Hippocampus zosterae (dwarf seahorse), 7039 nucleotides. It is a transcript of the gene myo5b, whose product is annotated as myosin VB. Gene Ontology annotation, cellular component: actin cytoskeleton; myosin complex; cytoplasm. Lineage: Eukaryota; Metazoa; Chordata; Actinopteri; Syngnathiformes; Syngnathidae. The record is from RefSeq and is a predicted model, not a curated record. Gene Ontology annotation, molecular function: actin filament binding; microfilament motor activity; ATP binding. The coding region runs from base 815 to 6379 and encodes 1854 amino acids. Gene Ontology annotation, biological process: vesicle transport along actin filament; actin filament organization. The transcript is spliced from 39 exons.